Molecule: messenger RNA, 2819 nt
Organism: Chenopodium quinoa (quinoa)
Lineage: Eukaryota; Viridiplantae; Streptophyta; Magnoliopsida; Caryophyllales; Amaranthaceae
Product: two-component response regulator-like APRR3
Exons: 7
Coding region: 401-2431 (676 amino acids)
Biological process (GO): phosphorelay signal transduction system; cytokinin-activated signaling pathway
Molecular function (GO): protein binding
Source: RefSeq, a predicted model, not a curated record
CUGCGUUUUUUGCGGCUCUAAUUUAAAGAGACUUCCUUUCUUCUUCUUCAAACUUGAAACUACAAUUCUCUAAAAACUUCUCAAUUUUUAAUUUUUACAAAAUUAACAUCAUUUAGCCGAACAAAGAUCGUUUAUUACCCUCUAGAUAUUUCGAGAAAUUUCUGGAUUUUUUCCAAAAUAGGAAAUUAAUUAUUAAAAAAAUAAGAAGAAGAAGAUGAUGGGUCAAUGUACAGUGAAAGAAAGAAGAAAAGUGAAAAAUUAGUUGGGUUUGUAGAAUGGAGAAUGAAGUGUUUAUAAUUAGGUUUUGUGGGUAUUUUGUAGAAGAUAAAGGGGGUGGUUAAUUUUAUAAAUUUUUUGAUUGAAUUUAGAUUAAAUUUAGAGGGGGUAAAUUGGUAAAGACAUGGAUGUGGUGGUAAUGGAGGUCGAGGAAGAAGAAGAGGAGAGAGAAAAUGGGUCAGAAGAUUUGAAAUGGGAGAAUAUAAUGCCAAGAAUGGUGCUCAGAGUUCUUCUUGUUGAAGCUGAUGAUUCUACUCGUCAUAUUAUUGGUGCCCUUCUUCGCAAAUAUAAUUACAAAGUUGCUGCUAUUUCAGAUGGAUUGAAGGCUUGGGAAAUCCUCAAGCGCUGGCACAAUAGCAUAGACCUCAUAUUAACUGAACUGGAUUUGCCAUCAAUAUCUGGAUAUGCUCUUCUCACAUUAAUCAUGGAACACGAUGGCUGCAAAAAUAUUCCUGUUAUAAUUAUGUCAUCACAGGAUUCAAUAAGUAUGGUGUUAAAAUGCUUAUUAAAGGGUGCAGCUGACUUUCUUGUAAAGCCUGUCAGGAAAAAUGAACUGAAAAACCUGUGGCGCCAUGUCUGGAAGAGGCUUGCUGUAUCAUCUUACCUUCUAUACCUCUUUUUGUUGAAUUAUUUUAACUUUCUAGUGCUGUUUCUGAUAUUUUAUUGCUCUUUCCUUUCACAGAACAAUGGUGGGAAUAAUCCUCAAAAUUUAACAAUUGGACAACAUAAAGCUGAGGCCCCAUUUGAGAACAAUCAAGCAACCAAUCACUCUGGUGAUAAUGUCUCUUCCAGCUGGAGAAGUAGUGACUUCAGUGAAAAAGCUACUGAUGCCCAAUGUCUCUUACGGAUGAAACAUCAUGGAGAAGAAACUGAAGUCAACGGCAGAGAAGAUAAACAUCAGGCUAAGGAUGUCAAAUUGGAGGAGGGAUUGUCCUUACAUACCAAUGUCAUAGAUGACAAUACAGAUAAAUUAGGAUCUAAUGUUCAACUAUCAAAAGAAGUUGAUGUUUCAACUUCUCCAAGAGUUGAAGAUGGAUCCUGUGCUGGUAUAGCAACUGAUGAUGGAGGCAAAGGCCCAGGAAAUCACACAUAUAGAGCUAAAAUCGCUGGCCAUGAUCUUCCUCAACCUUCAAUUGAAGCUGUUGACUUGAUUGUGAGAAUAAAGGAACAAGAAGGCGCAGCAAGGGGAGAGAGUUUCAAUGGAGAGUUUAACGGACACAAUUCUACUCCUGCACUAGAACUUUCUUUAAAAAGACCUCUCAAUUCAGAGACCAAAGAGGUACAUGAGAGGCAAAUACUGAAUCAUUCUAAUGCCUCUGCCUUCUCAUGGUAUAGCAGUAUCAAGAAGCCUCGGACCUCUGUCCCGUCAUCAGGUGGUGAACUGCCAAAAAUCAAAGGUACUGCUGAUUCUCUACUGUGGCCUAAGCCUUGCAGCAGCGAUUUGGAAAACAAACCCAACAUUCUUGCUCCUCAAUCUGCACAUUGUGACCCAGUUUCCCCUCACCAUCAAAUUGGGCCUGUUCCCCUACCAGGACUUGCAUUUGAUAGUGGUAUUUGGGCUAGCUAUGGUGCUGUAUUCCAGCCAAUAUUUAAUCCAUACACACGCCCAACAGCAAGAAGUCCGAACUCAGCAUUGCAAAGAGAGGAGUCACCUCUUAUGACUAGUCCUUCAAAACUCUCUGACCCAGGGACUCAUAGCUCUAUUCAAGGGUGUGGCCAAGCUGGGGAUGAGCUUAAAGCUAGGGAAUCAGCUGAUCAAUCUGGGUACAGCAGCUCACAAGUCGUGGAUCCAAGUGGCAGUAGUUCUCAGAGUAAUGAUUUUGGUAAUCAACAAAAUCUCAGUGCACAUGGAAGUGCAUCCGAGAUUACUGAUGUUAAUGCCACUGCCCCUGGCAUGAAGGAAUCGAGCCUUAUUGAGGAGACUGAAAGCUGUAAGCCCUUAGUACAUGAUCAGUUCAAGUUAAAAAUGGGUCUUCAUUCUGCAGAAAGAGAAGCAGCUCUAGCUAAGUUCCUACAAAAACGGAAAAACCGAUGCUUUGAGAAAAAGGUGCGGUAUCAAAGCAGAAAAAAACUAGCAGAGCAGCGGCCUAGGGUGAAAGGACAAUUUGUUCGCCAAGUCCCAAACGAUCAAGUGCUUGCUAAUGAUAAACUAUAGAUAUUUUUCCCCUUUUGUUAACAAACUCUUGUUUCUCGUCUCUUCCUUCAUCCAUUUAUAUCGAGUAGAAGAAAAACAAAGGAUCAAAUGAACGAAACCAGUUGUCUAGAAAUUGUUGAUGAUGCGGAUACCUGUAGCUUGUAGCAAUUUAGGAACAUGGAAAAAGUUAGGGUUGUGGUAGCUGAAAAUGGUCUCAUAUGUAGCAUUUGUUUAUCUUCACGAGCUUCUGAUAUUAUAUAUUAUAUACAUACCUGUAUUACAUGCAUUCUUUAUCUGAUCAACUAUAAGAACGAAAAUUGUCUUGUAAAUUUGUAAUUUGUACAUGGCAUCCACCCUUUAUUUGCACGAUUCUGGUGUUAUAUAGCCUUCAUACUUUUGCUGAUGUAUA